Messenger RNA from Fusarium mangiferae, 723 nucleotides. RefSeq lists its product as uncharacterized. Gene Ontology annotation, molecular function: acetolactate decarboxylase activity. The record is from RefSeq and is a predicted model, not a curated record. Bases 1 to 723 code for a protein of 240 amino acids. The transcript has a single exon. Gene Ontology annotation, biological process: acetoin biosynthetic process. Lineage: Eukaryota; Fungi; Ascomycota; Sordariomycetes; Hypocreales; Nectriaceae.
AUGCCAUCCAAUCACCUCUUCCAAUAUUCUGUUGUCUCAGCCCUUAUGGAUGGGGUCGCCGAGACAGGAAUCACCCUUUCGGAACUCGUCACACAUGGCGAUCAUGGCCUUGGCACCUUUCGGCAUAUGGUUGGCGAAAUGAUCAUUCUUGAUGGGAUUAUUUAUGAUAUGAAGCCUGAUGGUUCUGUCAUAGCAUUGGACAAAGAUGCGUGCGCUGAUAAUACGGCACCUUUUGCGAUGAUCACGGAUUUUAAGCCGAAUGUUACUGCAUCGAAACAAAUACUGAGCAAGGAUUCUUUUACGGAGACUCUAUCUCAGCUUCUUCCUGCGACGAACAAUCACUAUCUGGUCUACAGAAUUGAAGGCACAUUUAAGUCAGUCACUGUACGGACUGUGGGAGGACAACAGUCACCAGGCGAAAGUCUUGCCGAGCUUGGAAAGCGACAGGCUUCGCACACGUUCCACAACAUCAGGGGUACGAUCAUUGGGUUCAGAUCGCCUGCUUUUAUGCAGGGUAUCAGCGUCGCAGGCGACCAUUUACACUUCUUGGCGGCGACCAGACACUCUGGUGGUCAUGUGCUAGCUAUGGAAGGCGAUGGCGAUCUGGAGCUCAGCGCAGCUCGGAUUGCAUCAGUCAAUCUUCAGUUGCCAACGGAUGAUGAUGCCUAUAAUAAAGCCAAGUUGGUUCGAGACGAUGAAGGAAUAGCUGCGGUUGAGGGUUAA